Molecule: messenger RNA, 2579 nt
Organism: Pseudo-nitzschia multistriata
Lineage: Eukaryota; Bacillariophyta; Bacillariophyceae; Bacillariales; Bacillariaceae
Source: the annotation of a GenBank genome assembly
CACCGAUCCUUUUCAGAAGUGAUGGGUUCCGUUUUUCUUUGUGUUUAAAUCAAGUCUAGCAAUCUACGGGGUAGAUUCACAAUUACUCCUUCUAGUACACUGGAUAUACGACCUAACUCACAGCCCUGCUAAGGAAGCGAAGAAAGCCAUACUGGUCUUUGCCGCUUCGACUUAUUUUCCCAAUUCCAUCGCAAAUACACAAACACAUCAAACACAAUGAGAUCGACUGUAUCUGAAAAUGUUCUUCGCCUCCUGUGUUUGACGGCAUCUUUGGGUCACACAUUUGCGUUCAGCGCAACGCCGUCUGCUUCCACCAACAGAGCUUCAUCGAUUACAUCAUCAUCAUCACUCGGCGUCAGUAUCGGUAUGGGACCAGAACAGUCUGUUGAGGAAGAAGAAGGAGAAGGCAAGAAAAAAGAACUAGUCGCCGGUGUUGACUAUGAAGUUCCGGAUCACGAGGCCUUCCGCACCUCGCGUCGUUCGAAACUUGACGAGCAAUGCGAUCAGUGGUUCGGUGCUCUCUUGGGAGAUGAAACAAAAAGCGGAGUUUUGGGCCCGCUUGCAGAUGACGCGAGAGAAACUUUGUUGAAGCCUGUACCUCUGAUCAACGAGGUGUGUUAUUGUUACAUUAAACUAUUAAUGUUUUGCCUUCUUCACAAUUUAUCAUGUCCAACCAAUUGAUCCUGCAUUCUCACUCAAUUGACUUUCUUGCUUUAUCGUGCAUCGUGUUUUAUUUUUAACCACGCUUGAUUUUUCGCUCACAGGAAGAACUCCCUACCGAUCACGAGGAAUGGACACCGUACGUGGCGACGAAACUUCCAUGGACUCCGCUCACACCCGCAUUUGGCCUGGAGCAAUACGGUCUCCCAAUACCGAGGAGAAACGCAGAGACAUGGCGACACUUUGAUGUAUCUGGUAUGAUCAACCAAGAUUAUUCUGGAAGUUGUGAAGACGACGGCGAACCUUUGAAGCUCUCUGAGGAGGAGGUCGCAACGUACAGAGAAAAAUUGGAAAAAGGCGGUAGUUGGAUCGCAGAUGAUGCUUGUCAGGCUAGAUUGGUAUACAUCAAUGGACGUUUUGCUCCUCAACUAUCAAUGGAGAACGAUUUAGCCGGAAAUCUCGGGAAAAUUGAUGAUUCCGUAUCCGACGAAGUGAAAUCCUAUUUGUCACGAUUGACGGAUGGUUUUACGGAUGAACUCGCAACACCCGUACCAAUCGGAGAGGAUAUGUAUUGUUCAUCUUACAAAAAACUUGGGGGAGCUGAUCAUUGUCUUGGCGAACCUUUCUCCCAAUUUGCCAUUAAUACACAACAAGGAACGGCGUGUUUUGCAGCACUAAACACCAGACUGACGUGUGGCGUGGCGUAUGUCCGAGUCCCAGACGGUCACGAUGCAGAGAAUGAAGAACGUAAACCAGUAAUGAUCCUCAACGCUGUGACAAAUAACGGAGGAUCAGCUUCAGGGUGUGAAGGCAUGUCAUUUCAUCCAAGAUCUCUCGUUGUCGCAGGUGAAAACAGCCGACUGUCUGUUGUGCAGGCGUGUGUUGACUUGGAUGACGGUAGUGAUCAUAUUCCGAAACUCUACAAUGGCUUCACUCAAAUGUUUGUCAAGGAAGGCGCAAAUGUCACCCAUUCUUUCCUGGAGGAAUCUGGUGGUAUGGUGACUCCAGGCGUCGAGAAGAAUGACGAUUCUUUCGAGGAUGACGAACCAACCGCGCGAUCUGUAGAAGCCGAACGACCCGCAAUGAAAGACACCCAUAUGGAAUGUGUCGAUGUGCAAUGUAUAGGUGAUGACUCCAGUUAUGAGGGAACUGUUAUGAGUGUCGGUGGAAGUGGUAGAAUUAGAAUAUCUCAUUCCGUCUCUUUGCUGAAGCCACGCGCGCAUGCCAAAGUCUACGGCUUCUUCUUAUCUGGAGGAGCUCAAAGAACAGACUGCAAGACCAACAUCCACCAUGCUGGGCAAGGAACUACUAGUGAGCAGAUCCAAAAGAACAUGAUUGGAGGAAGGGCAACAGGGGCUUUCCGCGGCCGCAUUCGAGUUGAACAGAGUGCACAGCAGACAGACAGUCAACAACUCACCAGAAGCAUCCUUCUGAGUGAUAAAUCACGCGCUUGGUCAGUGCCUUCUCUGGAAAUUAUCGCGGAUGAUGUGCAAUGUACUCACGGAGCCACGGUUUCAGAUUUGUCCGAAGAGGAACUGUUCUAUCUUCGAUCUAGAGGGCUUGACACGAGCUUGGCACGGAAUCUCCUCAUGUAUGCAUUCGCAGCUGAUGUAUGCAAUUGCGUUGACAACGCGAUGCUUACUUCUGUAGACAGUGACAAAGGACUUCAAAAACGCUUGAUUGAACGUUUGAACAAUGUUGUGCCUCAGGGAGAUAGAGCUAUUCAGGGUGAAUUUCAGAGCGUCUAAGGUCAUAAAUGAUAGCAUUGACAGCUUGUGACAACACUAAGUGUACUAAAGUCACCCCCGUUUUCAAUCAUUCGUUCACAUUUUGAGCAUUUCUUGAUGAUGGUACACAUACUGUUUCCAUAUACGUGUAUGUGCACCUUACAAACAGUGUAAUAGAACACACAUAUACGG